Molecule: messenger RNA, 5204 nt
Organism: Hypomesus transpacificus
Lineage: Eukaryota; Metazoa; Chordata; Actinopteri; Osmeriformes; Osmeridae
Product: rho GTPase-activating protein 29-like
Exons: 22
Coding region: 301-4413 (1370 amino acids)
Biological process (GO): activation of GTPase activity; signal transduction
Cellular component (GO): cytoplasm
Molecular function (GO): GTPase activator activity
Source: RefSeq, a predicted model, not a curated record
GUCGGGUAUAGUAAACGGUGAUUGUGCCGAGAGGAUCGUAGAGAACUUCUCUAUGUCGAGCGAGUAAAGUGACAUGUUAUUUUAGACAACCAAGCCCAUUCUGUUGCCAUACUAUGUAUAUUUGAAACACGCAGGAUAUAUAAUGAUCGCUUUUCUCAUAAUGUCGUUGCAAUGUCAAUAAACUACAAAGCAGAGCCAGCCAUCCUGGGACAGCUGCAGGAGAGUGAUCUCAGGGGCUAGCACGACCUGGUGCACUCUGGGUAGUGUGUCCGGGUCUGGCUGCAGCACUUUGCCGUUGGUAUGUUACGGAAGAGCAGCAGCAGUGGAGGGAUUAAGCGGCCCCAGGGUCCGUCACACCUCUCUAACCCCCACACUGGGUCUCUGUCGGCUGGGUCCACUAAGACCUGGGACAUGGGUCGCAGCUCCAGGAACUCCAACCCCCUCAUUAGUAUGGGGCUGGAGCAACAUGUCUUGGGUGCCCCGGGGGUGGACCCGGACUAUGUCAUGCAGCUGGUAAACGAUGUGCGCAAGUUUGCAGAUGUCUUGCUCAACCUCAAAGAAGCAUUUCAUUCAAAAGAAACCCAGGAAGGUCUACACCAGCUGGUCAAAGAGCGCCUAGGUGAGCUGCUCCGAGUCCUCAAGGUUGUCAUCAGCAAACACCAGACCCUGAACUCUGUGGACAUCCUCGGGGCGGCUGGCACUGUCAUAGCUAAGGUCAAAGGCGUUAACUUCAAGGAAGUAAACCAAGAAAGCAAGAACGCUAUAUUCGGCGAGAUAUACACAUCCAUUGACACUUUAGCAUUCACGUUUGGCAAUGUAGUGUCUGACUUCCUUAUGGGAGAUGUGGACAGUGGCCCAGGUUUGGGGCUCCCCCACACCAGGAGGACCAGGUCUUUUGAGAAUCUCUCUGCUAGUUCUGGAGGGUACGCGCCAGACAAACAUGACCUUGCAGGUCCAGAAGGGGUGCUGUCUCUGGAGGAGGAGGUGGACCUGACCCUGCUGAAGAACGACAGUGGGGUGGAGUCAGCGCUGCUCUAUGCCAAGGCCUGGUCCAAGUACACCAAAGACCUGCUAGCCUGGGUGGAGAAACGGCUGGCUCUGGACACUGAAUGUGCAAAAAGUUAUGCAAAAAUGGCAGAAUCUGUGAAGUCACUUGCAAGUCAACAGGUGUUCAUGCCAUUCACAGACAUAUAUAUAUCUACCUUCAAAAACGACAUUGAGUACAGCCAGCUGCUCCUACAAACCGCUACAGCUCUGCAGACCAAUAAGUUUAUACAGCCUCUACUGGCCCGCAAGAAUGAACUGGACAAACUGAGGAAGGACAUUAAGGAACAAUGGCAGCGAGAGCAGAAGAAAAUGCAGGAGGCGGACGUGUGCGUGCGGAAAGCCCGCGUGCUGCAGGCCCAGCGGACAGAGGAGCUCCAGAAGGCUCAGCCCUCCAGCAGCAGCAGCCAGGCCCAGGAGGAGCAGCCCAGCGCUGGGAACAAGCAGCAGGAGAAGAGGAGGAGGCUGGAGGAGAAGUCUGAGGAGGCCCGGGAGCAGUACAGGGCCUGUGUGGCGGAGGCAAGCGCCAGGAGGAGGGAGCUGGCCAACGCCAAGACGGACAUCCUCACCCAGAUCAGGGAGCUCAUCUUUCAGUGUGAUCUCACUCUCAAAGCUGUGACUGUGAACUGGUUCCAGAUGCAGCAGGCCCAGGCUGCGGUCCUCCCUGCCCACUACCAGGCCCUGAGCGAGAGCGCCAAGUUGUACGAGCCCGGACAGCGAUACGCUCAGUUCGUCCGCAACCUGCCCAGAGAGCCCCUGCACCUGGAGGCUCUCUCCUCAGAAAGCCUCAGGUUCCCAUUCAACAAGCGCUCAGUGGGCAGCAGCCACUCCUCUCAUGGGAACCUGUCGCAGGUGUCGGUCACCUCCUGCGACGUCCUGAGCGGAGACGAGGUGGACAGCCCCCCCCACGCCCCGCCAGGGAGGAUCCGAGAGAGGAGGUCCAACAGCAGCACGGACAUCCAAGCUCUGAGAGGGCAGGCCCCUUUACGAGCCUGGGCCUCAGGUAGUCAGGCUGGGGGGAUGUGCAGUGACUCUGAGAGCGCCGGAGGCAGCAGUGAGUCUCGCUCCAUAGACUCCCCCACCGCCAGCCCAGGAGAUUUCAAGAGGAGGCUCCCUCGGACGCCCUCCACCGGGACCAUGUCCUCCGCUGACGACCUGGACGAGAGGGAGCCCCCGUCGCCCUCUGACAAUGGUCUAGGUGAGAUGGUGACUGAGACGGCCAGCUCCCCAGGACCCUUCAGGAAUGCCCAGAUGUCCAAGGCAGCCCACACGCACAAGCUGAGGAAGCUGAGAGCUCCGUCCAAGUGCAGGGAGUGUGACAGCCUGGUGGUGUUCCACGGAGCAGAGUGUGAAGAGUGUUCCUUGGCUGUUCAUAAGAAGUGUCUGGAGACCCUGGCCAUCCAGUGUGGCCAUAAGAAGCUGCAGGGCAGACUACAUCUGUUUGGUAUUGACUUUGACCAGGCAGCCAAGAACAGCCCUGAUGGAAUCCCCUUCAUCAUCAAGAAGUGCACCUCCGAAAUCGAGAGCAGGGCCCUGAACAUCAAGGGGAUCUACCGCGUUAACGGGGCCAAGUCCCGCGUGGAGAAGCUCUGUCAGGCGUUUGAGAACGGCAAGGAGCUGGUGGAGCUGUCUGACCUCUCACCCCACGACAUCAGCAACGUGCUCAAGCUCUACCUGAGACAGCUACCAGAGCCCCUGAUCCUGUACCGCUACUACAACGACUUCAUUGGGCUGGCCAAGGAGACCCAGAGGGUGAUGGUGGAGGAUGCGGAGGCAGCCAGGCGAGCAGAGCCGGGGGACAAGCCCAGCAUCAGCAUCCAGCUCAACAGGGUCAUCUUCAAGAUCCGAGACCUGCUGCGUCAGCUGCCCCAAGGACACUACAAGACCCUGCGCUUCAUGGUGGCACACCUGCACAGGGUGACGGAGCAGGCGGAGGAGAACAAGAUGACAGCCAGUAACCUGGGCAUCAUCUUCGGGCCCACGCUGGUGAAGCCCCGGCAGGCAGACGCCGAGGUGUCCCUGUCCUCCCUGGUGGACUACCCCUACCAGGCCCUGAUGGUGGAGCUGCUCAUACGAUACUUCCAGACCAUCUUCGACGUGUCCCCCGGCGCCACCUCGCACCCGCCCGGGGCGGAGCAUGCCUCCCCCAGACUCACCCCCCAGGAGAAGGAGCAGAGGCUCAGCAGACAUUCCACCUCCCUGCUCGACAUCAAAGAAAGCGCCAAGGUCUACAAGCGGCACUCGUCCGUGAUCCCCUCGUCGCACAUCCAGGACGAGGUGAGGGGGCCCCUGCCUGGCCCGGGGAGGAGAGAGGCCGCCACCCUGGACAGGCUCAACGGCGUCCAGUCCUCCGCGGCCCCCGAUGUCCAGAGGUCCACUCUGGUGUUUGGGCGACCCAGCCUCAACCCCCUCCCCUCCUCCUCCUCCACCGCCCCCCGCGUCCAACUCCGUGCCCAGCGUUCACGGCUCGUCUCUCGGCCAAUCAGCAUGCCCCUGGAGCGCCUUCCCGCCCCGGCCCAGGUCAGCGAGAGGAACAGCCGCAACGUGUCGGAGUGUGACUCUUCCUCCUUCUCCACCUCCACCAUCCAGGAGUGUCCGGAGCUGGAGAAGCCUCGCCCCAGUGGCUCCUCCAGGGUCAGCACCUACUACAUCACCCCCUUCAUCGACACACAGGCCAUACAGAGGAGGACCUGGGAGAGGAAGUACAAACACUACGACGUCACUCCCAGGACCGCCAUGAUUGUAAACAACUUGCCAUCAGCGAAGCCCGGGGCCCUAUCUGGGAAGACUUUGCCAACGUCAUCCUCAUUCUCUGGACCUGGUGCUUCCUCUUCCUCUGCAGGCCUCACCCCCUACCCCAACCCCCAAGGCCCCUACGCAGCGUCGGUCAAGCCCGCAAGGAUGGCCAGAACAGAUAAGUACGACACUGAGAACUCUGCCAGUGAGGCGAGCCCCUUGGUGAAAGCCCCCAUCUCGUUCCGGGCUCCCCGGACUCUGCAGCCGCCUCCAGGCACCUUCUACCAGCCCCCUGCCUCCUCAAGCAGCUGGGCGAGGCAGCAGGGGGGCUCCGGGGCCCCCACCGUCACCUCCUCCUCCUCUAACCCCACUCCAAACACCCCCACUCCCACUCCCCCUCAGACCCGUCUUCAGACACACAACUCCCCGGACAGCUCCGCUGGCCCUGAGGUCACGACCUCCGCUAGCUUGUCGUCUCCCGAGUCUCCGCCCCCCCAGUCUCCGCCCCCCCAGUCUCCGCCCCCCGGCAGCCCUGAGGAGCUGCUGGGCUCGAGCGAAGCCAAGCCCCUGUUCCAGAGACUGCGAACACGCCGUCUGCAGGAACUGGAACACAGGGAGGCCCACUUUGUCUGAAGCUUCCAAUCAUUGGGACUAUUUGUAUAUGAACUGUGUUUCUGUGCCAUGUUGUAAAUGUCUGAAAAAUAUUAUUUUUCCUGAACCGUUUUAUCAUCAGAGAUGGUGGGUAAAAUUGAGAGCAGGCAUGUGUAUAUGAACCGUGAAAGUGUUACAUCUGUAAAUAUACGUGUGUGUGUAUAUAUAUAUAUAUCUAUAUAUAUAUAUAUAUAUAUAUAUCUAUAUAUAUACAUUAACUUACUAUGUGCUGCAUGUUAAAGUCUCAUAAUUAUUUUACACAUGCGUUCAACAGACCUAUUAUCCCAAUUCUUUCUGCCAGUCAUCCCUUACCACCCUGGAUUUCAGAUGAUAACACUGUCAAAUAUAGAUGUUUUAAAGUUUUAUUUGUACAUUUAUACAGUGCAUGUAACUGUGUAAUUUCUUGUUCCAUAUUAAAUAUUUUACUGUUACCACACAAUGCACUUAUUCAAUGCAGGUUCAAAACGACUAACAUUGGCUUCAAUGUUUGAAAUGGUUUAAAUGGCAUAACAGAAUUUUUAAAAGUAUUUUUUACAGUUUUAUAAACAUGAUCAAAAAUCUAUCAUUCAUGCUUUUUUGUACCAGUCUUUCCAGAAUAAAGGGGGAUUGGUACUUUAGGUUCUGUAUGUAAACUCAUGUAUCUGUUUACGUUUUAUAUACUUUAGUUCCAAACUGCACAUUAUGACAUUGAUUUGUUAAUGAAGUUAUUGUGACUAAAAAGAAACAAUAUGCAAAACAUCUUGCUGCAUAUUAAAAGUAUAGUUGAAACUCAA